UGAUGACAAGCAAUUUUAACGGAUUCUAAAGGGAAUCAUAGAAUUCCAAACUCUUUUCUAUGGCGACACAGUUGGCAAUUUUGUAAACAAUACUUUUCGAACGUGUGUUGCCAAGAGACAUCUAACCGACGUUCUAUGGAACGUUUUCUGUGCGAAAACAACAUCUUCAGUUUGCUGCUGACAACAAACUUGAUUGGUUUUUGACACCUGAGAUAGAACAAUCUACUGGAAAAUGCCUGGGUGCUUUUCAAAACUGGCGGAGAGAGUGCGUGGACGUCUGCGGCCUACUGUGUCGACAGGUUGUUCAAAUUCAUUUGUGGCUUGUUUUUCUUGUCCUUUUCUGUUUUGCAGGGUUCGUGAUCGUCGACAGGUGGACAGCGACAGCAAAGAGGAAACGACUGUCCUGGAUGAGGUCCAGUUGGAUGUGCCAUUGGAUGAUUUGCCAGAUGUUCCACAGCUGCCAGUCCUCCUUGAUGUCCAGAAUGCUGCUAUCAUCCUUGACGAUGUGCCAGAUGUGCAGACUAUCCUUGAGGAGGCCACUGGCAAAUGGCAGUUGAUUCCGAUUAGGUUCAGCCCCCUGUACUGUGGGCCUGUUGUGAUCAGGAACAAUGCCGGUCCGGUGGUUAAAGCGUGGAGAACUUUCCAGUUCAUCAGCCCCAUCAUCACCUACAUGCGUGGGGGAUCCCAGCAGGUGGUGCUGAGGAUGCACCACGUGAGUAGGGUGAGAGGCCUGGAGACUCAACUGGUGUGGGCCAUCUCCAAGGAGACAGCCAGGCUUAGUCCAGAGGGCAUCCCCUACUGUGCCACCAAAGUGCAGUCCAUCACUUGGAUCCAGCGUGUGGCUGGCAGGGUGACCCACUAUGCGUCUCACCUCCGCCACGAGACGUCUGUGGACGUGACGCUUGGCUGCUACCAGCAGACUGAUGUCUCAGUGGUGUACGCCACUCUCCACAUGGGGCUGGACGGGCUUCUCUCAUCUUCAGCGUGGUCGGAGGCUGCCUCCUUCUCUACGUCCACCACUCAGCAGUUCACUGACCCAGAGCCUGAGGGCCACAACUGUUAUGAGGGCUGGGCGGAGGACCUGCUGCCUGAGGAGAGGGAGGUUCCUCUGCUAAACCUCUACCUUACCACCAAGAGAGUGGAGGACAUCGCCCUGAGGCUCGUCUCCCUGCGCCAGGCCUUCACUACCCUGCUUGGUUCCACCCUGAGCAGGAACCAUCUGUUUGUGGCGGGAAAGGUCCUCCUGGGCGCACUGGUUCAGGCCAACCACAUGGACGAGGCCAAGUUCCUCCGUGCCUAUAAGGACUUUGUGGACUACCUGAGUGACCCCUCCAAGCGGAAUGACAUUGAGAGGGAGCUGGCUGAGGCAAAGAUCCAUCAUGUGAACAUGAUAGAUGUCCUCUUUGAGCUGGUGCUGUUUGGGUUAAUGACAGCUCAAAAGUCCCUGAUGGUGCACCCUGGUGGGUUCGUGGAGCGUCUGUAGGCUCUCCUGUACUCCUUCCUGCUCACUGCUGCCAACAUGGAGCCAGAGGCUGACAGAUACCUGCUGCUGCUCAAUGUAAGAGUCAAUAGGUUACUUCCUGUUUACUUCCAUAUUCUUAGUGUUCUUCCUUUUUACUUCCUUAUUCAUGGUUAACCAGGUUCCAAUGCCAUUUUAGGGGGACUAUUUCUAAUUUUCUCUCUCCUCUUGAUAAGCUAGUAACUCCGAGCCCUUUUCUAUGUGUUGUGUGGUGUUCUCUUCAGGGCGGGCUGAUGGCUCUGCUAGAUGACAUGUUUGGCCAGCAGCUGGCCUGGUACUUUAACCCAGAGUCUCUGGUCACUGAGCUCUCCAGCCUCCUGGAGUACCACUUGGAGAACCUCAUGGCCAGCAUGUAGUCCUACUGCAGGGACCAUACUCCUUUCUCCUUCUCUCUUUUGAAGGAAUUGAGGACUUGAAGUGCUUUGUUGUACCCUGAUUAGUUAACACCCAUUCAUUUAAUGUAUUCUCUUGUUUUCUCUCCCCACAGGAUUCUUGUGACACUUUGCCGCCCAACAGGGAUCUAGACACCAAUGCACUACAUUACUUUGCACUGAAUUUUACAUUUUUAAAUAAAACAAGUUGUAAUUCAAAAACA
This is a messenger RNA of Salvelinus fontinalis (brook trout), 2114 nucleotides long. RefSeq lists its product as uncharacterized. The transcript is spliced from 13 exons. Bases 233 to 1483 code for a protein of 416 amino acids. Gene Ontology annotation, biological process: mitochondrial fusion. NCBI's taxonomy places the organism in Eukaryota, Metazoa, Chordata, Actinopteri, Salmoniformes, Salmonidae. The record is from RefSeq and is a predicted model, not a curated record.